Molecule: messenger RNA, 1083 nt
Organism: Penicillium lagena
Lineage: Eukaryota; Fungi; Ascomycota; Eurotiomycetes; Eurotiales; Aspergillaceae
Exons: 5
Coding region: 1-1083 (360 amino acids)
Molecular function (GO): protein binding
Source: RefSeq, a predicted model, not a curated record
AUGACAACGUGGAUCUCUCUUGUUCUUUUAGUGCUGGCUUUGUCGCACCGUACAUUAUGUUCCGAAGGCGACAUUUGCUAUGUAGUUGGGGCACAGACUAGCCUUGUGGACGAUCGGUUAUAUUUUAUGGGAGGCAACUAUAGCAUCGUGACGUAUGACGGCCAGCUGAUUGAACCCAUCGAAAGGGCUAUCCCCCAGACAGCCCUUAACAAUGACACCAUCGAUUCUAGAACAACGGUAGCCUAUGAUACUACGCUGCGUGCAAUCGGGGGCGAUACUACUAAUGGAGCAGUCUGGCAAAUAAACGACACCCUCUAUGUCUUUGGUGGUGGCUUCAAAACUCCAACCAACACGCUAUCGACCUACAACGUUUCGACUGGCAAGUGGAAGGACGUGACCGUGGCUGGUGGUGACUUAAAUUUCGGACAGCGCACCUCUGCUCAAUUUGCCAGUGCUCCCGAGUCCGGUCUCGGCUUUAUCUACGGCGGCAACACCCCCUAUAUGAGCGGCAUGAUCCGUUUUGAUGCGUCUAAUCCCGAUAAGCUCUCGUGGACCAACGAGACACUCUCACAUGGGUCCUAUGGCGUCCAAGUGCCGAAUCUGAUUUCUGGUGCUUUGGUCUAUAUUCCGGCCGGAAAAGAGGGUAUGCUUAUUAGCUUCGGAGGUGCAAAUGUCACUGAAGGAAUAAGUCCUGACUCCGGCUGGCCGUACGAUGCGGACUGGCUUACUAUUUAUGUCUACGAUAUUGCCUCCCAUACAUUCUACGCCCACAAGCACGGCUUACCGGUCUUCAUCCGAUCCUUCCUCAGCAUCGUCGGCGGCAUCGUAGGACUGGCAUUCAUUGCAGGAGGAGCAUGGCUCCUGUUCAGGCGCAGACUUGGCCGUGGAAGCAAAGCGGAGGGUCCUGUGAAAAGCAAAAAGAACCCGUCACGGAUACAAGAAUUGGACGUGGAACAUUUUUAUGAGGCACCUAUACAUGGCGCAAGAUCCGAAAUGAGUGGAGAAGGCACUUUUGAGCUGCCCGGAACCAUAAGAGCUGCCGAGCUGGGGAGCAAUGAACCACUGAAAACUGACAAGGUCUAA